UGAGAAACAUUUCAGAUCGCACAGUAAACUUUGUUCACAUUUUUACUCACUGUUCCGGCACUCACACAAUCACAGUCAAAAUGGCGUGCAAAAAGAAAACCAAACUGUGGGAACCAAUGGGCAAGGAUGAAUUGAAGAGUACCACACAGGCGAUGCUCGAGGAGGGCGCCAAGGGUUUAAGGACGAUUUCUACGCAGCAGAAAAAGCUGGUCAACUUUCAGUCGUUCAAUAUGGAUGAUCCCCGAUACGGAAUUUCAAUAAUAGAGGACAAUAUGGAACCCCCCAUGUUGUCGAGCUACACAAGACAAUACUCCCAACCGUAUCCAAAUCGUUGUAAGCCCUUUGUUCAAAAGACCGAAACGCCAGAUCCCCUAUUCAAUCGUAAGCCGAAAAACGAUUUUGAGUUUACCACAGGGCUGGAUUUUAAGUUUCUUGAUGAUCAUAUGCACAAUCUUUCCGAAUCACGCAAGAAAGUAAACUUUUUCAGGCAACUAAGGAACCAAUCAUUUCUUCUGUAUUGACAUGGGCAAUACAUUUUCGAUUUACAAAAACUUAAUUUGUAACAAUUUGAGUCCAUCAUCGGCAAAGUCACGCAACGUAGCUCCUAUUUUAAGAGCUUUCAAUUGUGCCAUGAUUAUAAAUUACCCCUCAUUAUUUUCCGAGAAAAAUGUGUCAAUUGCAUUUUCUAUUACCCCUUCGUUUUCGAUAGAAAUCAAUUAAUUUUGCAUAAAUAAACUCGAUUGUCAGCGUGGUCAGGGAA
Molecule: messenger RNA, 760 nt
Organism: Drosophila yakuba
Lineage: Eukaryota; Metazoa; Arthropoda; Insecta; Diptera; Drosophilidae
Exons: 3
Coding region: 81-521 (146 amino acids)
Source: RefSeq, a predicted model, not a curated record